AUGGCGGAGGCGGAGGACAGUGAGCAUAGUGAGCGAGAGCGUGAGAGCCUGGCCCCUCCCGGCCUGGCUGAAUGUCUGCUCAGCGACACCGGACCGGAGUGCCGUGUGGGAGCCUUGCAAGUGGAGCGAGAAGGCGGGGAGGUCUUAUCGUGCCAGAUAAUCGGGGUAGCCUUGGUGGACGGAGGGUACCUCGUAGCGGUGCCUCAUGCAGCUUGGCACCGGGUGGGUGCCAGAAGGUACUUGCCUCCGGAUUCUCUGACUCGCCCGACGUUGGCGGAGGUCCUGGCGGCAUCGGCUGUGGACAGACGUCAAGCACAUCCUGUCUGGAAGGUGAAGACUUGGCUGGGCGUCUUGAACCCGGCUCUGGUGACCAGCGUCGUCUUCUCCGGAGGGGGCGAAGCUACUGCUUUCGGAGCCGCCGACGAAGGGGCGGAGAUCGUCUUCACGGUGGCGGGCUCCGGUGGGACGGCAGGGGGACCGAGUCCAGCUUGCCCGCUGGGGCAGUCCCUCAGCGCGAUCGCGGCCGAGCACUUCAGCUUCCACUCAGCUCAGGAGUUUCUGCCGGAGGAGGACUUGGAGUCGCGGGUCCCCGCUCGCCUGGAAGCUGUGGAGUCAGCCAUUGGAGAGUUGAAAGCAGGCAUCCAGACCCUCCUCGCUCGUGGUGCGGGAGGAGAACCGGCGCCCGCUGCACCGGCUCGCCAGACGCGGGUCGGCGGUCUUCCCUCAAGGACUCCAGCGCCGACGGUUGGCGGCCCACCUUUGGCAGGCUUGGAUCCUGCCGUGCUACGUUCCGCUCGGAUGGCCGGGGUGCCCGAAGCCCAGCUGGAGAAGAUGAGUCAGCUUGUUCAGGGAGCGAGGAGAUUGCCGGCAGAGCCGAAAGGUCCCGCGGUGGAUCCCUUAGACGACGAGCCGCUCGAGGACGAUGCCGAGGUUCACCCCGGAAAGGACGGCGGCGGCGAGCUUCAUCAGGCGGUGGUGCAGAUGAGUCGAAUCCUCUCGCACAUGCACAAGGAGAAGAAGCCUUCGAGUCUCGAGGACGUGUUGGACCGAGCGGAGGGGGGCUCCGAUCUGACGGGGGCCUCUUCUUCGAGCGGACGGAGCAAGGCCGCUGCUUACCAGCGGCUCCGAAGCAUGCUCAGGACCAACCCGGCCGAGAUCUCCAAGUCGAUCGAGUCUUGCAUGCAGGACGACUUCGCGCAUGCGCAGAGCGGACCGGGCUUGGAUGCUCGGCCUUGCAGUGCAAGGGCUUGGAUAGAACAUCGGAGCCUCCUGCAAAGCUUCAAUGGGCCUGUCCGUCAGGCUUGGACCCUUGGUGGCAUCAUCGACGCUCUGAACAAUGGAGAUGCAGAACUGGCGAAAGCCACAGCGCUUCUCGCGUUGGCUGGAUUAGAUCAAGCCGCUAUCGACAGCGGCUCAUGGCUGCUCGCGAGCGAGAUCGCUCUGGAACCGAGUCCGCCCUUCGGGGCAUUCAGCCGCCCGAGGACUCUAGACCCAUUCGAGGCUCGCCAGACUCGCUUGUUGGACCCAAGGUGGAUUUCCAUCCUGAUGGGGCGGAUCAAAGAGAGAGACGCCUACCACACUGCCAAGAAGAACCUGGGCGGUGGAGGCGCUGGCAAUGGAGCUCCAGGUCCCAGCGUGCCUCCGGGCGGUCGCGGAGACGGCCAGCCCACCGAGACUCCCGGGGAUCCCAAGGAUGGCAAGGGAGGUCGCAAAGGUCCCAAGGGCGGCGGACGUGGCGACAAAGGGAACAAAAAGGAGGUGCUUGUGCCCCCUCUCCGCAGAGUGGGAAGGCGCCUUUUUCAAGUUCCCUUAAUUCUGAUGGUUUGGUUCUCCCCCGUAAGGCUUCCGACAAGCUUUGCAUCGGGGCAUCUGAUCUUUGCUCUGCGGAGCCGCCGGCGGCUCGUGAUGAGCCCACUGCAGCUGCCGUGCCUCCCGGAUUCCCCGAGCAAGCCGACUUCUGUGGCUGACUCUGUUUUGCCUGCGCCGCCGUCGGCGCUCCUGGAGGCGAGCUGCGGUGGUACGACCGAUGCGUCUGCUGCUUCGGAAGCUUGCCCUGGACCUAGGAAUGUGGAUGCUUGCAAAGCUGUGCCGGGCACUCGAGCUACUCCCGUGACGGCCUCUCGACUGUGGGAGGAGUGGUUUGGGGCUCUUAGCUCCAGCGAUUGCAGCCUCUCCAUUUUCUUUCACUCGCUCCGCGAAUUACCUCGACGAGGUCGGGGGCCCCAUGGAGAUUCGGCUCAGUCUCGGAGGAAGAUUUGGCCCAUGCCUUUGCCCUACCCCGAGCUGUUGCUCCCAGGGAACUCCACGAGAGAUGCCGAGAGGCUCUCGCUGAAUGCACUUGUUCUAGUGCUCAACUGGCUGUUUCUGGGGCAGCCCGCCGUGUGCCGAGCCGACCACGAGAUCAAGCUCGGGCGCGACCUUCACCCACGGCAGUGGCAGCGCGUUGAGGCGCUGCGAAGUUCUGUGCAGCGAUGGAACGCCACCCCGACGGUGGGACCUUCCGAGAUGGGCCGGGCCGCGGCUAAGUUUGAAGCCUUGGAGGAUCUGCUCUCUGCGAUCUCCCGUGGUUUCGGCGAGCUGAGGCUUGCUGGGAGAAGCCUUGAAGGUGCUGUGCGCAUGAAGUUGAGCCGGCCGUGCCACGCGCUCCCUGUCGACUGUGAUAGGAUUAAGUUCGUAGGCGAACCUUCUUUUGACCCCAGGCCCUACUUGGAUAACUACUCCCGAGCUAUCUACGAAAACCCUUCGGCCUUCCGGGUUGAGAUUCCUGAAGGAGUGCCCAUUCCCCGCGCUCAAGUCAGGACCGCGCCUGGGAAGCGCUUGGGCCUGCUGCAAGCUUUGGAUAAGUGUAAGCGGCUUAAGGUUUUCCCUUCGUCGCAAGUGCGCACUCCUUACCGCAACGGGCUGUUUGCUGUACCGAAGGAUGAAGCCCGGGAUCGCUUGGUGCUUGAUGCGAGAGUGCCCAACAUGGGCGAAGGAGGCGAGGACCCCUGGAUACAGAGCUUGGGAAGUGUCGAGCAGCUUCAGCACGCUUAUCUGCCACCAACCCAUGAAAUCCGAGUGUACUGCGAGGACUUGCGGGAAUUCUACCAUGCUUUCUUGAUCUCCACAGACCGGUGCCAGCGAAAUGCGUUGGCCGUGUAUCUGACACGCGAGGAAGCAGCGACUUUGUCUUGUGCUUGCCAGGGGACUGCCUCCGAGCUGAUGGUGCCUUGCUUGGAUACCUUAGCUAUGGGCGACACCCACGCGGUGAGCUUCGGGCAGACAUCGCAUUUGGCGGUUCUCUUGAGAUGGACCCGGUUGCGCCUAAAAGAUUUUCUUACCCUGAAGGGCCGCCCACCUCGUAGCCCUAAUUCCUUUGCUGGCCUCCUUAUAGACGAUUUCAUUUACCUUGAUUUUGUCGAGAAAGGGAAAACUGAUCGGCCGUCUUUGGGACAAGCGGUCAUCGAGGAGGUGCGGGCAGGAUACGAAGCCACGGGAUUGCCGAGACAUGCCGGCAAAGCAGUGUACGGUGAAAGCCAAGCGGAAUUCUGGGGUGCGCUCUUUGAUGGGGAGCGAGGCUUGAUCAGGCCCAACCCGAAGCGAGUAGUGCCCUUGGCGUUCCUUUUAGUUCGCAUCGUUCGCCAGAAAGCAUGUUGUGGCUCUUUGCUGGAAGCUGUGAGUGGAGCCCUGGUCUCCGCACUUCAGGUUCGGCGGCGGCUGCUCAGCCUGCUUGAUUCCGUUUAUGGCGCACAAAGAGGUGUGGGGCCUUCCGACGCCUUCCUUGUCAGAGGUCCGCUUGCCUCCGAGCUGUUGUGCUCGGCCGCCCUCCUGUGUCUCUCUGAGGUCGACAUCAGAGCCGAAGGAGCGCCUAUGAUGAUCUGUUCGGACGCCUCUUCUGUCUCGGAGGCCGCCGUGUGCAGUGACAUUCCGCCCGGGGUGUCGGUCGAGCUGUGCCGACACGGCUUGCAGAAAGGCCUGUGGAACAGAUUGCUCGGCGAGGUCCCCGCCUACUUGCGAGAACGUGGGGAUGAUGACCUCGGUGUUGGCGAGCUCCCUGAGAGCCACUAUGAGCAUCACCCUAUGCUCGAAGCCCUUUGCAGUUUCCUGCCGUUCCGGCAGUUCGGACCUGUGCUUGCCACGCACAAGCGGCACCACAUCAACGUCGGAGAAAUUCGGGCCGCCCUGCGUGCCGAAGCUGGUUUGGGUAGGCGGUUUCCGGGAACGCGGUAUCUGCACCUUCUUGAUAGCCAGGUCGCAACAGCCUGUCUUGUGAAGGGCCGCAGCUCCUCUCGCGCCUUGAAUUUCGAACUUCGGCGCUCCCUAGCGGACCACUUGACCCUAAGGACCCAGCCUAGAUAUGGUUUCGUCCGAUCCAAAUUUAACCCGGCGGACGACCCUACGCGGGCCGUCGAUGUGCGCAAGCCAGCUGCUGUCGCUCCCGCCUGGUGGGGCCCGGCUUGUCAGGGAGACUUCGGACCACUUGACUCCUGGCUAACCUCGAUUGGGCUUCACUUGGAUCAACUUCGAGAUUUGCCUGAUGAGCGGGAGCUGGGCCCGGAUGCUUCUUUCAGCCUCCCUGGCCUCGACCGAGGUCGACGGGGGCGUCGUGCUCAGGACCCUGAGAGUGUUGCAAGCCGAAUCCUGCGUCGGGCUGUGAUUGGCUCUGCUGACCUUCUUGUGCUCUUUGACAGGCUGCCUGCUCAGGUGAGUGAUCGUAGCGCCUUGGAAAAGCAGAAAGGCUUGACCUUCAAUGGUGGAGCGUUCGUCCAUGGAGGAGUUGUGGGGCUCCUGAAUUCCUGUGGGACGUUCCCGCGAGCGGUGCGGGCCUUCUGCCUUUACAUCCGCCAGGUUAUGCCUGGAAUGCGUUUCUCCUCCUUUAGUGUGCUCGCAAACACUAAGUCCCUGCCCCAUAAGGAUUCUCAUAAUCUUGAAGGUCAUCCGAACUUGAUUGUGCCGUUGAGUCGAUUUCGGGGCGGGGAAGUGUGGAUUGAAACAACCGGAGGAUCAGUUCCUCUCCAAUGGAAGGGGAGGACGGUGCAUGGAGAGCUCCUUGAUGUCAGCCGGGGGGCUUGUGUGCUUGAACACCAUCGCCUUCAUGCUACUAUGCCCUGGCGGGGCAGGAGAUGUGUGCUCGUCGCAUUCACAGUUCGCGACUUGUGGAAGCUGAGUGAAAACCAGAGGGAAUCCCUUGAGGCAUUAGGGUUCAACCUUCCCGAUUCACCGGCCCCUGCCUUCUCGCCAACUCCUUCUUUGACUGCCGCCGGCUCUCCGGAGCCCGGUUCAUCUUCUCUCAGUGUCGACGGCUCCCCACGGGUUGAGCCUUUAUCUGCGUCAGUCUCCGGCUCCUCUCGAGUUGAGCUGUUGAGACCGUCUGGGCUUAACGAAGCAUCACGGCGCUUCUCUGCGCCUCGGCCUGGACUUACGCCAAAAUCCUCUCCCCUCUCACCGGCCAUCUUGGACUUACUUCGAUCCUUGCCGCCCGGUCGCUUUGUGUUCUCCGAGGUGUUUCCUGACCUGAGUUCUGCUCUUCUUCACGGUCGGGGGUGGCUUGACUUGUUUUCGGGUUCCCGGGGCUUUGCUAAGGAGCUAGCUCGAGCCGCGCCAUGUUGGAUCCUCUGUUACGAUGUGCUGCAUGGAAGCGACGAGGACUUGCUGGACUGUGACGUUCAAAAGCCGAUCAAGCAGCUUCUGGAAGGUGGGGCCUUCGAGGGUUUCAGUGCUGGACCUGUCUGCGCUAGCUUUUCUUGCGCGAUCACUCCUCCAUGGAGAAGCUCUGAGUACCCUGCUGGAAAACCCAACCUGACAGCGGCGCAGUGGGAUAAGGUCCGAGAAGGGAAUGCCAUGCUCGACUUCGUUCUGGAACUGGUGAUUAUCUGCGACCGAGGAGGACUUCUGUACUUGAUCGAAAACCCUUUAGGCAGCUGGAUGUGGCGCCAAGAAGGGUGGAAGCGGUGUCUCGCACGAGGUACGAGGUGGGACUUCGCUGUCGACUUUUGCACUUUUGGGACUCCUUGGAAGAAACCUACUCGCUUUCGAACGAAUGGGCAACUCGGUGGACAACACUUGAGGUGCAGCCGGGAUCACCAGCACCUUCGACUCCGCGGUCGUGAUCCUGCUACAAAGUCAUCGCGGACCAAGCUUGGUGAGCCUUACCCCAGGAGGCUCUGCGUGCUCUUGGCUCAGGCUACGUGUCAAGACGCUGGUUGGGCUGAUUACGCUCGGCCUUUGGACAUUAGCCGGUGCGCCAAGUGCACCAAUGCGCGGAUCGGGGAGGCGAGAGUUCCUGGACCUCCACGUCGGAAGGCGAGAGCACCUCUUAUCUUGCGGGACGUACCUCUUGUCGAGCCGGCUACGCUUGCUUUGCAGACGGCCGUUUGGUCAGGCUUCAGCAGAUGGCUUCACGAUGGUGCUGGAGCUGUCGCCGCUGAAAUCGCUUUGAGCUGCCCUGACAUUCUGGUUGAGAUGCUUUGUGCGUAUGGCCAGGUUCUGUAUAGCGAAGGAGCCCCUCUCCAAAACUACAGGCAGCUGCUUGCGACUGCUCAAAGGCGAGUUCCUGGAUGUCGCCCUCUCCUGAAGCCUGGGUGGGAGAUGCUCACCCGCUGGGAGCGCUUGGAGCCGGUCCAACACAGGCCGCCUCUACCGGAGCCAAUCUUCGAGGCGAUGUGCUGCCUCGGCUUCUGUUGGGGAUGGAAACGUUGGGUCUGCAUCACGCUCGUUGCCUUUUACGGGUGCUGCCGCAUCGGGGAGGUCUUGAGGGCGAAGAGAUCAGAUUUACAGACACCGAAGGACCUUCUACGAACUGAUUUUCGGUUCUUCUUGAAGAUCCGUGAGCCUAAAACUAGGUUCCGGGGACCGCGUACUCAGCAUGUGGCAUUGGUGCUUCCGUCUGGGAUUGCGGAGUUCAUUUCUUCUGUCUGUGAUGCCAUACCUCCCUCGGAGGGACUUUACCACGGAAGCCCCUCAGUCUACAGACGUCGAUGGGAUUACCUGCUUGAAAGGCUUGGUGUCGCUCGGACGUUCAAGCUCACCCCGGGAUCCCUCCGGGGCGGAGGAGCUGUGGCAGCUUACCAAGGGGGCCUGGAUAUUCCAUCACUGCAGUGGCGAAUGCGGCUCCAGCAUCAGGCGACACUGGCCUUCUACCUACAGGAGGUCGCCGCUGGUUCUGUGCUCCCCUCACUCCCUCGACAUUCGAGAGAAGCUAUCGAAGCGGCUAGAGCCGUUUUUCCGUUCUUGUUUAACUCCGCCCAGCGCGCUAUCGCCACGCCUGCAAGGCUGUAA
Molecule: messenger RNA, 7257 nt
Organism: Symbiodinium sp. CCMP2592
Lineage: Eukaryota; Dinophyceae; Suessiales; Symbiodiniaceae
Source: the annotation of a GenBank genome assembly